AUGGCGAGGUGUGUUUGCAUCUCUGUUGAUGGGAAGGCCAAGGCUUGGCCUGAGAGAAUGCAAGACCCAAGGGAUGAUGAUUUCUCAGUGCCAAAGUUGCAUAAGAAGAAGGUUGUCUACCGACCACUGCCAUCAGGCCAGCUCAAAGGUGAACCUGAACUGCUGCGGAGAGAGGUUCCACAGUCAUCAGGCAUGGUCCAAAAGCCACCCAAAAGAAGCUUGAAGGUUGAGCCUCACACGUCCCCUUCUGACAGAGGGACUCCAGAUUCCCUGCCAGAAUCUGGUCCUACCGAUGAAUACCGGGCGUUACGGAGGAAGUACCUGAUGCUGGAGGAAGAGAACUUUGCAUUGGACAAAGAACUGAGCAUGGAAGAGGAAGAAAUGAAGGCCCUAGAGGAUGAAAAGCUUGCACUGCUUGAUCAGCUUGUUGUCUUGGAAGGCCUUGUCGAGCCGUCCCAGCGUAGGCCGUGA
Miscanthus lutarioriparius is the source of this 471-nucleotide messenger RNA. NCBI's taxonomy places the organism in Eukaryota, Viridiplantae, Streptophyta, Magnoliopsida, Poales, Poaceae. The record is from the annotation of a GenBank genome assembly.